Messenger RNA from Hyphopichia burtonii NRRL Y-1933, 2328 nucleotides. It is a transcript of the gene PTR2, whose product is annotated as Ptr2p. Lineage: Eukaryota; Fungi; Ascomycota; Pichiomycetes; Serinales; Debaryomycetaceae. Gene Ontology annotation, cellular component: membrane. Gene Ontology annotation, molecular function: dipeptide transmembrane transporter activity. The coding region runs from base 363 to 2270 and encodes 635 amino acids. The record is from RefSeq and is a predicted model, not a curated record. Gene Ontology annotation, biological process: oligopeptide transport; transmembrane transport. The transcript has a single exon.
GAUGCACAGUCCACCAGGUCAACCACAAGAAUAGCACAACAGCAGUAGCAGCCCAUCAGACACUUGCUCAAGCCUUCGGCAAACAGCUUAUCCACACUGAGGCCAUUGCCUUGAUGUCGUAAUCAGUCAAAAGUUGAUAUAAAACGGCUCUCUGCAGGCAAACUUGCACCUUAGGCUUAUCAUUUUGAUUGCACUGUUUUGGAAGUGCGACAGUGCGGCAUCGAUUUUCAUUGGAAUUGUGCCCUUCUAAUUAAAUAACUGUGUUAUCAGUUAAUUAUCAGGUGUUGACGGGAAAUCGGUAUAAAUAUAUGAGGGAUUAUCAUUGGCUAUGAAGUUUGUAAAAAGAUUUUUGAUUGUCAACAAUGUCAACCAAGGAAGCUGUUGCAGAUUCUGCAUUAAUUGAUGAAAAAACCAACCAUUCAAUCGAGGAUGCUCAUACUUCGUCUAGUUUAGAGGAGCUUUAUAAUUACGAUGAUCCUUUAAACUAUUCGACCAAAUACGUUGACGAGUAUAAUCCUCAAGGUCUUAGAAAACCGACUGAAGAUGAAAAAAAAAACUUGAGAAGAGUUUUGGGCCGUGCUAGUUAUGCGGUUUAUCUUAUUUGUUUGGUUGAAUUAGCAGAAAGAGCUUCUUAUUAUUCGGUUCAAGGUCUUUUGGCUAAUUUUAUUCAAAGACCUUUACCUCCAGGAUCAACUACCGGUGCUCCAGUCAGUAAGUCUGAUAGUCAAAGUGCCGGUGCUUUAGGUUUAGGUACUCAAGUUGCUUCUGCUUUAACCUUAUUACUUCAAUUUCUUGCUUAUACUGUUCCAAUUUAUGGUGGUUUUGUUGCUGACGCUCAAAUUGGGAAAUUAAAGGCUAUUUGGAUUGGUGUUUUCGCUGGGUUUGUUUCUCAUAUUUUGUUCAUUAUUGCUGCUAUUCCUUCAGUCAUUGCUGGUGGUCAUGGGGUUGUUCCAACUGCUUUAGGUAUUAUUACUCUUGCGUUUGGUACUGGGUUUAUCAAGCCUAAUUUAUUACCUCUUUUAAUGGAUCAAUACCCUUUCCAAACUGAUAUGGUUAAAGUAUUACCUUCUGGUGAAAAGAUCAUUUUGGAUCGUCAAAAAUCUUUAGAAAGAAUGACUUUGGUUUUCUAUUGGGCAAUUAAUAUUGGUGCUUUUUUCCAAUUAGCAUCUUCUUAUAUCGCUAGAAGAAUGAGUUUUUGGUUUGCCUUUUUCAUUCCAACAAUUGUUUAUUUAUUUUUACCAGUUAUUUUAUUUGUUUUGCAACCUCGUUUAGUUAAAGAACAUCCUCAAGGUUCAGUUUUAAUCAAUUCUUGGAGAAUUUUUAAAACUAGUUUCAGUGGUAAUUUCUUGAAAAGACAUUUAAAUGGUAGCUUUUGGGAAUAUGCCCGUCCUUCAGAAAUGAUCAAGAGAGGUAGAAAAUUCUAUAAUAUGAAGAAAGAAACCGCAAUUAGUUGGGAUGAUCAAUGGGUUUUGGAUAUUAAGCAAACUGUUAAUGCUUGUAAGAUUUUUAUUUAUUAUCCAAUUUAUAAUUUAGCUGAUACUGGUAUUGGUUCCAUUGAAACUAAUCAAGCAGGUUCAAUGAGAACUGAUGGGGUUCCAAAUGAUUUAUUCAAUAAUUUCAACCCUUUAACUAUCAUUAUUCUUAUUCCAAUUUUAGAUUACAUCAUUUAUCCAACCUUACGUCGUUAUAAGAUUGAUUUUAAACCAGUUUACAGAAUUGUUUUUGGUUUUACUUUAGCUGCUUUAUCUCAAGUUGCUGGUGCAGCUAUUCAAUAUAGAAUUUAUACUUUAUCUCCUUGUGGAUAUCAUGCUUCUGAAGGUGGUUCUUGUGUUGCUGAUAUCACUGCCUGGCAAGAAGUUUCAGUUUAUAUUUUAUCGGCUGCAAGUGAAUGUUUUGCGAUGACCACUGGUUAUGAACUUGCUUAUACUAGAUCACCUCCUCAUAUGAAAGGUUUAGUUAUGGCUCUUUUCCUUUUCACAAGUGCUAUCCUGGCUGCCAUUGGUGAAGCUUUAACUCCAGUUUUACUUGAUCCUCAUUUGAUUUGGCCUUUUGCUGGUAUUGCAAUUGCUACUUUUGUCUGUGGUCUCUUAUUCCUUUACCAAUUUAGAAACUUACAUAAGGAAAUGGAAGAAGAAAGAAUCUUUAGAGAGCAAUUGGACCGUUCCAAAGAUGAAGAAGAACUUAAUGCUCAAAAUAUCGGUCCUACUGCCAUAACCGAUGAUCAUAACUUAGAAGCCGUUACUUCUAUCAAAAGUGCCGUUGGUAGAUGAUUGUGUAUAAUAACUGUAAUAUAUUUAUUUUUUGUAUUACGAAGAUGUAGCUGAAAAA